AAAGAAACAAGCCCCAGGUUAUGUUUACAUUGAAAUCUCUGAACUGUCAGGUAAUUAUUAGUUUACAACACGUGUAAUAAAUAUUUGAUCUAUUGUUCAGAGUGGCUCUAGAUGAUUUCAAAUAGAUAAACUUCUCAGUUUUAUACAGAGGAAUAAACAAAAAUUGUCAUCAGAAUGGCAUCUUUCAUUGGAAUGGCGUUUAUACCAUAUUAUAAUCAGUUAAUGGAAAUACUUGCCACAAAUCCUGAUUUAAGGGCAAGUGCAAAAGGAAUUUUCAAACAGGUAGCAUAUGGUGCAUGUGGCACUGCUAUAGGGGGUUGUGUAGGUGGACCUCCUGGAGCUUUGGUUGGUGGCAUUGCAGGAUCAGUGUUGGGUUACUGGCAGUCUGAUGAUUAUGAUUCACUAUUAAAAGUGUUGUAUAGUUUAUCUGAUAGUGAAAAAGCAAAACUUGUUCAGAAAGUACAGGAACUAGUAGGAGGUACAGGAAUUGAGGCUUUAACCAGAUUCAUAGGAAACCAAGCUCAAAGAGAAGUCUUAUUACACCUAAUACGGAACUUUUCCAAGGAUCCACAAGGUGGAUAAAGAUGUAGAGAAGGAAUCAUUCAUGGUUUCAUAUCAUUAAUAUAAUAAAGUUAUAUAUUUUUACUAAGUCACUUUAAAAAUCAUUGAACUUGUUGAUUUUAAAUGAUUGCGUGGAAAUUAAAUUGAAUUGUUAUUUUUCGCCCUUGAAUAUACAUACAUUAUAUACACUGCUGGAAGGUGACAUUGACAUUUGUUUUAUUGUCUACCAUGAUUUUUAUUUAUAUUCUAGCUUUACAAUUAGAUAUUUAUAACUUUUUUGUUUUUAGUGGAAGAAGACGUCAAGUCUUCUGAAGACUUAAGGGGCCGACCCUUGGCAUUGAGUCUCCGUAUGCCGCAUUCAUUUCGUGUAUUACAAUUUCAAAACAACUUAAGAUUCCUGACACCGAUUUUUACACAUGAUUAGGCAUCUGAAUCAUUUAAUUUGUAAAUUAUGAUUGUAAAACAAUCACUAUCGUAAACAUGACCCUUUUAUUUAUGUAAAUUAUUAGAUUUCAUCUCGUCCACAUGAACGUUAUUUGUUUACUUGUAUCAGGAUGUUUUAACUGUAGAUAUUUGUAUUACGCAUGCGUGAAUUCGGGACAACUCGCCCUGUUUACAAGUUCGCCCUUGAAGUUACGAAUUUGCAAUCCUGCAGACAAGAAGAUUUUGUUUUUAUAUAAAUAAAAAGGAUAUAUAAAGUGUUGUCUUUAUUCAUGGUUUUCCUUUGUCAUGUGAAUUAGAUGCCCUUCGUAUUACAUACAUGUGAACCUCCCGAAGGGAGUACAAAACUCCCGUUUUCAGGGGUCUCCUCCCGUCCUCCCGUUUAGGAGAAAAAACUCCCGUGUAUGAAAUAUUUCAUGAAUGAAAAUUUUCAGACGCCAUAUUUGAUCAUUUCUUACUACUGUACGGGUGUAAUUGACACCUGUGUUAAAUUUUACCUGAACAUCAAAGAAGAUGUAUAAUUAUAUGGCUUCACUUGACAGCUUGGGUGUCAAACAUACUGGUAGUCAACGAUGUUUACCUCCGGCUAACUGCCGUUGUGUUAUCAAAACGAUGUGUUUCUUGGGAAUAUUGAAAUACUUUUUUGUUACUUCCCUUUGUUUUAGCCUGUUUUCAGUUAUUUUGCUUUCAAAAAUGUAAAUUGUAAAAAGACUAUAAAUGAUUAAUAUUUUAAUCAAAUAAUCAUAAAAUGAUGUUGAUAAAAUGAAUUUAAAUGAUUUUGGACAAAUAAAAAAAAAAAAAAUUAUAAAUUAUUUUAGCAAUCUAGACCUCCUUUCAAGGAUGACAUUGAAGUUGAUAUCAUAAAUUUGUUUUUAAUUUAUUAGAUGUCAACAUACAAUAUGUGCAACUAGACUAAUAAAAGGUCUAGUAGUUAGAUUAAUUCCUAGUAAAAUCUUGAAAUUUAACAUUUACAAAUGAUAAGGAGAUGGAGACAUGAACAAAAAUAUAUACAGAUAAGAUAUAUAAAUAUAAUGAUUCAUUUGCAAGCAGUGAACAAUCAUUUGUCAAAAUCAAAACCAAAACAAGAAACAGAUUCUUCUUAUUAUUUUGUUUUAUUCAAAUAGAGAGGCAAUAAGGGAACUAUAAACAUUACAAUUUGAUGGAAAUUUGAAGAAAAAACACAAUUUCUACAUCAUUUGGUUACAUUUACGACAAAAUUUAUGUCGAUAAAAAAACAUGAUGUUUUGACCAUUCAGUACUUAAUAGAUGCAUAGUUCUUGGGGAAAAGUUUCAUCAAAUAAUAUGAAUAUAAAUGACUUUUUUUUGUGCUCAUUUUUUACAGUGGGUUGUGAUGAUCUUCCAGUUAGUUGGAGUAUUGUUCCCAACCUGUUAAAGGUCCAUCUUUGUGCAUAAUUCAAAAUUGUAAAUUUCAACAAGCAUCUAAUAUUCUUAAUCUGGAAAAUAAACCCUGGUCUGCUAGCUUCAUGUAUAUUUUUUCUACCAAUUUAAUAUAUAACAUUGAUAUGAUCUUCUUAAUUUUACUGUCAAAUUAAAGAUUUUACCUAAUUUUCAUAGUCAAGUGAACAUAGAAAAUGAUUGUACGGAUGGGAAAUCCAUGUACUUAUGACCUUUUCUUGUUUGAAGAAAAAAAUACAUUUUAACAAUAAUGAAACAAAGCAGCCUGGGUAAGUGGGGCUGCUUUUAUGGUAAUUCAAGUUACUUUUUAUUCACCUUCUUCCACUUCAGAGCUAUCAGCUCUUUGAUUACUAUACCUACAAUGUAUAAAGUACCACAACUUGUUAGUCACAGCUUUAUACAUUUGAAAACCAAACUCAAGUGGAUUCUUAAAGAAGUUUGAUACACAUUCAUUUUUAUAAGUGAAUGCACAAUGAGUUGUUUUAAAGGAUAUCUUGGCCUAUAGUCUUGAACAAAAUGUAGUCUUUUUCGUUUUGGAAGCAUCAAAUUCCCAAAGUUGGACCCUUUGAUUGUUUUUAAGCUAUAAAAAUAUAAUCUCUCAAAUGUGAAUCAAGGUGUGCCCUUUUGUGGGGAAAAAUUGGUUUAUUGUAUAGGGAAUCACACUGAAGCAUGAAGUGAGCAGGCAUCCCUUACGCCAGUGAACACCAGCCCCUCCUUAUAAAAAGUUCUUAGAUCAGCCACUGUCUUGAUUCAAGUUGUGAGCUUGUUAUACCUACACAUCCUGCACUUGUUGGAUAACCUUUUUCCAGUUGACCAUUUUUACAUGAUUUCCAUCUUUGUUGAAUUACUGUCUGCCAUUUUGCAUCUGUUUGUGCAUAUAUGUUAAUUUAUAGUUUCUACAUUAUCGUCAUGAAAUUAUUUAUAACCCAAUAGUAAUAAUCAGAAAUAAUUUUGAUAAUCAUAUUCUUGUAUUUUCAAUAAUUAUAAAUAAUGUAUGUCCCAGAUAUAAGCUGACUGCUCAGGAUAUUUCAGAAAAAGAAUAAACUGGCAUACAGACUUUCUUCUCUAUACAAGCUGUAAAAUACAAAUGGGUAUCUAGUAAGUUGUUGAUGAUCAUCUGUUGGCCUAGUUAUACACAAUAUUUAAUUUCUUUUAUUAUAUUUUAAAUUGAAAAGGGUACAAUUGUUUUAAUAUUUUUUGCAUCUCUUCUAAAAGUACUUACUCCUGCUCUCUUGAUUUUUUGUGCAAUGCCAAGAAAAAACCCAUAUAUUAAUGGUGAUUUAUAAUCAGUGAAUUUUAGCCUUUUUUUUAUGAAAAUAUUGUAUAUGUGUAUAUGUUAUGUAUAGCUUUACAAUGUCAACAUCUAUGUGGUUGUUUUGUGUCUAUGUCAGUCAUUUUUUUUAACCAUUCCAGAGUUACUUUUCUUUGAAUAAUUAACUA
Messenger RNA from Mytilus trossulus (common blue mussel), 3858 nucleotides. RefSeq names its product protein C19orf12 homolog. Lineage: Eukaryota; Metazoa; Mollusca; Bivalvia; Mytilida; Mytilidae. The record is from RefSeq and is a predicted model, not a curated record. The coding region runs from base 175 to 582 and encodes 135 amino acids. The transcript is spliced from 4 exons.